Pezoporus occidentalis (night parrot) is the source of this 2167-nucleotide messenger RNA. It is a transcript of the gene TFG, whose product is annotated as trafficking from ER to golgi regulator. The coding region runs from base 592 to 1776 and encodes 394 amino acids. NCBI's taxonomy places the organism in Eukaryota, Metazoa, Chordata, Aves, Psittaciformes, Psittacidae. Gene Ontology annotation, biological process: endoplasmic reticulum to Golgi vesicle-mediated transport; COPII vesicle coat assembly. Gene Ontology annotation, molecular function: identical protein binding. The record is from RefSeq and is a predicted model, not a curated record. The transcript has 9 exons. Gene Ontology annotation, cellular component: endoplasmic reticulum exit site.
ACACAGUGGAUUUCUGCAAGUAACACUGGUAAAUAAGACAUUAUAGGUCUGCAAGUGCAUUGUAGUAGUAGGUUUCCUUGCACAAAGAUACAAAUUAUGCAUUUGGUCUGUUGAAAGGCCACAGGAGCUCAGGUAUGUCCACAGAAAUGUGUACCUUUAGGAAUUACAGAUGAGGUUCAAUUCUUACUGUUGUCGGUUUCCAAGUAGCUUACACUGUAAUGCUAAAGAAGCAAUACCAGUACCCUGCUCGUAAUGCUUAAACAACACAAGAUGGUGGCUAAACGAACUCUCUAAGUUGAACCACUGUUAGGUACAUUUUCUAUAUCCUGUAUUUGUGCAUUGCAGUAAAUUUUACCUGGACCUGUAGUGAGAUUUGGCUGAAAGAGGCAUCAUCCUCAUGCAUUACUCAUUCAUAAAAGAUGAGUGAGGAAACAGAAGAGUAGUCUCUUCCUGUUCACCUGCUUCCUGUUUUCUGGCACUGAUAGUGCAUGGCGAUUUAUCCUAACUCAGUUCUGAAGUGAGGUGGAAAAUCUGUCCAAUAAUCCAACAUCAGUAAGACACACAAGGUCUGCAGGUGAUAAGGAAUUCACCAUGAAUGGGCAGCUGGAUUUAAGUGGGAAGCUGAUCAUCAAAGCUCAGCUUGGGGAAGAUAUUAGGAGAAUUCCUAUUCAUAAUGAAGAUAUCACCUAUGAUGAAUUGGUGCUAAUGAUGCAGAGAGUUUUUAGAGGAAAACUUCUGAGCAAUGAUGAAGUCACAAUAAAAUACAAAGAUGAAGAUGGAGAUCUUAUAACAAUUUUUGAUAGCUCAGAUCUUUCCUUUGCAAUUCAAUGCAGUAGGAUACUUAAGCUGACAUUGUUUGUGAAUGGACAACCAAGACCCCUAGAAUCUAAUCAGGUGAAACACCUGCGUCGAGAGCUGAUAGAACUUCGCAAUAAAGUCAAUCGUUUACUGGACUGUUUAGAACCACCAGCUGAACCAGGCCUUUCCACUAACCUGCCUGACAGUGAUGCUGUAGAUGGCAGGGAAGAAAAGCCUGCUGCUGCUGACUCUAGUGUUAAGCCAUCUACUCAAGUCAUAGCAGCAAGCAUGUCUGCAUUUGAUCCGCUGAAGAACCAGGAUGAAAUCAGCAAGAAUGUCAUGUCAGCAUUUGGCUUGACAGAUGAUCAGGUGUCAGGACCACCCAGUGCCCCUGCAGAAGAGAGAUCGGGAACACCAGACAGCAUUGCUUCUUCCUCUUCUGCAGCCCACCCACCUGGGGUUCAGACACACCAGCCACCCUACCCUGGCACACAGCCACAGACUGGUCAGGUGGAAGGUCAGAUGUAUCAGCAGUACCAACAGCCUGGUUACCCUGCCCAGCAGCCGCAGGCUCAGCCUCAGCAGCAGUAUGGUAUGCAGUACCCAGCAGGCUACAGCCAGUCGCAGCCCCCCUCGCAGCAAGCCCAGCAGUUCCCGGCCUACACCCAGCCUGCGACCGCGACUGCGGCUCCGGCCCCGGCUGCCGCCGCCUUCCCGAGCCCGGCGCAGCAGGUGCCGCCGGCGGCAGCGGCGGCGCAGUUCGCGGGGGGUGGUUACCCGCCGCAGGCAUACGGCUCUGCGCCGCCUGCACAGCCCAGCCCUUAUGGCGGCGGCGGCCCCGGCUCCCAGGCACCGGCCGGCACCUACCAGCCGCGGCCCGGCUUCAGCCCCUCGCCCAGUGGGCCCAACCCCUACGCCCGCAGCCGGCCGCCCUUCGGCCCCCAGGGCUAUGCCCAGCCUGGACCUGGCUACCGGUAAGGAGGUACUGGCCUGGGCAGCUGUGACUCCAUCCUGAGCUACUCCAGGUAUUUCAACUGAGGUUCCAAAACUGUAACAAGGCAAAACUGUAGCUGUUAAUUCAAUUCUGCUGGGGGAGGGGAAUGACCAAUCUUUUCUGCUUCAAAUUGUACCUGCUUCCUCAUUUAAUUUGGGGCUGGGUGGUUUUGAGGAAACACUUCCUAAGUGUCUGUAAAGUGAUUGACGUUCUAGCUUGCCUUUUGUGAAGGACAGGAACAGUAGCCCACUUACCAGGCUUGGUUUUACUAAUACCAUGAUGUACUAAAUUAGAUUGAUUCUGGAGGUAAAACUAGAUGUAUUAUAAAUUGUAAUGCUCACAUGGAAAACUAAUAAACCCCCUGAAUCUAUUAAA